Messenger RNA from Chara braunii, 2698 nucleotides. NCBI's taxonomy places the organism in Eukaryota, Viridiplantae, Streptophyta, Charophyceae, Charales, Characeae. The record is from the annotation of a GenBank genome assembly.
UAUAUAUAUAGAGAGAGAGAGAGAGAGAGAGAGAGAGAGAGAGAGAGAGAGAGAGAGAGAGAGAGAGAGAGAGAGAGAGAUGGAAGCCAAUUGGGACCGAUUGGAGGAAGGGGGAGACGUGAGAUCGUCGUAUGGAGGUAACGAGGCGAGAUCUCCUGAGGUAGGUAGAGGAGAGGAGGAGCAAGACCACCAGUACGAAGAAGAAUAUGACGAUGUGGAAAGGGGAGUUAGUAAGACCUGCAGUGCCGACCCACUUGUCGAGCCUUUGCUAUCCAGGACACCGAAGAACAACUCCUAUGGACGUCCAGUCCUUCCCUCCUCCUCCUGCUCCUCCUCCUCGUGGAAGUUCGCCUUCAGGUAUUGGGGGAGCAUCUUAGUGUGUUUCUUCUUUCCCGCGCUUGGAGGCCUUUUGUACGGCUACGACAUCGGUGCCACGUCAGACGCCUCGCUGUCCUUGACGAGCCCGGAGCUCAGCGGCACCGGGUGGAGCAAGCUGGACGCUCUGACGACAGGUCUCGUGGUCAGCGGGUCGCUAAUUGGAGCCGUGAUGGGUUCUGUCAUCGCCUUUCUGGUUGGUGAUCUGAUCGGUCGGCGCAGGGAGCUUAUGCUCUCCGCUGCCCUGUACUGUGUGGGUGCUCUUGGCGUGGGAUUAGCCCCUUCUCUUGUGGAACUUAUCACUUCCCGCGUCGUUUACGGGCUGGGAAUCGGGCUCGCGAUGCACGCGGCGCCGAUGUACAUAGCGGAGACGGUCCCGGCCAGCGUACGUGGCAUGCUCAUAUCGCUCAAGGAGGCGGCGAUCGUCGUGGGCAUGUUGAUGGGCUACGUGGUCGGCUACAGCGAGAUACAGGUGGUCGGUGGGUGGAGAAUAAUCUACGGCUUCGCGGCGCCCGUCGCUGCAACUAUGGGACUGGGGAUGGUGUGCUUGCCGGAAUCCCCAAGGUGGUUGCUUUUGCGAGCUGCCAAGGAGGGGCUUUGCGAAAUUGGCCUCGAAGAUGAGGAGAAGAGAAGGCGACUGCUCGGCGUGCAAGAGCAGGCGACGGCCUCUCUGGUCUCUCUCAGGGGCGGCUCCGCUGCAGACCUCAAGGAGAUCCGGGCCGAGCUGGCCGAGAUUAUGCUCAAUGUGCGCAAGAUGGUCGGAAGCUGUGUCGCAGCAGCAGGAGGAGGAGGAGGAGGAGGAGGAGAUGGAGGAGGUAAUCAGGACGGACGGAAGGAAUGUCGAGGUGGUGAUGGCGGCGGCGGCGGCGGUGGUGGGGUAGAGAAUGGCGAUUCUUGGAUGGCUCUUCUCCGAGGUACCAACCUGACCGCAUUGGUAAUAGGCUCAGGAUUGAUCUUGUUUCAACAGAUGACAGGUCAGCCGAGCGUGCUCUUCUAUGCUGCGAGCAUCAUGGAGGAGGCGGGCUUCCAUGCCACGUCCGAUGCGACGGCGGCAGCUGCUCUCAUCGGAUUGGUCAAGCUCAUCAUGACAGGAUUCGCCAUCGUCUUGGUGGACAGAGUGGGCCGACGGCCUCUGCUUUUCGUCGGAAUCACGGGCAUUCUGUUGAGUCUGCUGGUUUUGACGGUUAGCAUAGGGGAGGGUGGGACGUCCUCCUCCUCUCCCGUGGUCGGAGGUAGUACGGCUGCUGGAGGGGGGGUAGGAGGAGGAGGAGGAGGAGGAGGAGGAGGAGGAGGAGGAGGAGGAGGGGGUUCUCCUAUUGCUUGCGUAGUUGCUCUGCUGUUUUACGUAGGAUGCUAUCAAUUGUCCUUCGGGCCAAUCACGUGGUUGAUGGUGUCCGAGAUCUUCCCGCUUAGGUGCCGUGGGCGGGCGAUCAGUAUCGCGGCGAUCCUCAACUUCCUAAGCCAUACGGUCGUGACGAUGGGAAUGCCGCCUCUAGAGGAGUCACUGGGAACGCGAACUCUGUUCUUGGGCUUCGCUAUCUUCACAGGGGCCUCGUUGAUCUUCGUCGCUCUCAAAGUUCCGGAAACCGCCGGCCUCACGCUUGAAGAGAUUGAAGCGGAGAUGGGCAGAACCUCCUCCUCCUCCUCCUCCUCCUCCUCCUCAAACUAGCUACGAGAAGAAGUAGAUGUUGACUGAGUGUGGGGAUGCGGGCUUACUGUAGAAGAAGUAAAACACGUACAAGAAGGAGAGAGACGAAGGAGAAGACGGAGAAGAAGCCACCGGCGUCACGCUUGAGGAGAUCGAAGCGGAGAUGGGCAAAACCGACUCCUCAUCCUCCUCCUCGUCCUUCUCCUCAGGCUAGCGACGAGAAGAAGUAGAUGUCGAUUCAGGAUGUGGACGUGGGCUUUCUGUAGAAGAAGUAGGACGACUUGUAGUCUAAGAAGGAGAAGAAGGAGAACGAAGAGGAGUAGAUGUUAGUCUAGUGAAGGUGACUUGAUCUGAACGGUUGGAGGGAGAAGAAGGAGAAGAAGGAGAAGAAGGAGGAGAAGAACGAGAAUACGUGAAUUGAGUGAAUUAGACUUGCUGUGAACAGCAGGAGGGAGAGGAAGGAUGAUGCGCAGGGUUUUGAGCCCACGAUUUGCGUGUUUGUAGUCUCAGAUGCGUGCACCUUCCUGGGAUAACGACCAGGUACGGCGACUCGUUUUGUAUAUUGUUUGCCUGGUCGGCAAACAUCUUGUGCCGAUUUCGCCAGCCAGCUUUGUGCUCGGGGCCAUGCUGAUUACUGUAAUUAAUCUUUCACGUCUGCAUCGCUCCAAUUUUAAG